This is a messenger RNA of Paramuricea clavata, 4744 nucleotides long. The record is from the annotation of a GenBank genome assembly. NCBI's taxonomy places the organism in Eukaryota, Metazoa, Cnidaria, Anthozoa, Malacalcyonacea, Plexauridae.
GAGGAAAUUUGACCAAGUUUCUGUGCAGCAGUUGUGUGGAAAGGAAGGCAGAAUAAAAUUGGGCGCCUUUCAGCCUUCGGUAAAUGCUCGGAAUGACUUCGGAAACAAUCGUUACUCCGUGUGUGAACUGAAAGCAAGAUGGCGACGCCUCCGGGUAAGAUUUGAUUGUUUUCAUUAAAUAAAACUUCAAUUUUCAAACCUUUCUUGCAUCAGUUAGGCUUUAAUAUUUCGUUCAGAACUAGUUUAAUAUUUCCUCUAGUAAAACCCACGUUUAUAGCUAUCUUUGUGCAUUUUAAGUAACUUUUUUUUACCGAUUUUUAUACAGUAAUCGUACCACGGAAUUUCAGACUUCUGGAAGAGCUCGAAGAAGGACAGAAAGGCGGAGAUGGCAUGGUCAGCUGGGGUUUGGAACGUGAUGAUGAUAUUGAAUUAAUUCAAUGGACUGGUAUGAUAAUUGGGCCUCCACGGGUAAGACAGCGUAGAGUUCAGUUUAGUUUUGCACACAGCAUUUUAUACAAUAAAAAACACGUACACAGUGCAAAAAUAAAUAUGCUCGCGGAUUUUCAAUUUCCUUUGUGUUGUCCUGACAUGCUUAUAAAAACAGUCAAAAGUAUAGGGAAUACAGUUGUUAUUGAUGGAUUUAAGCAUAUAAAAGUUUGUAUAUUUAAUAUUUUGGAUGUGAGAAUGAUAUUUUACAAAAUACUGGAUACAUGCAGAACAUUGGGGAUAUGUAGCAGGUGGUUGUAACAAUUGUACAUUACAGGUCUAGGCCAUUAAUAGUAGUGGCAGAUACAUCUCAAAAUAUUGAGGAAGGACAGCAUUUAGGUUGCCCUAGUGUGCUGUAUUUUACAAAUAAAGCAUCCAGUUGCUUUCCACCCAUAGUAAAGUAUAUAUUUACUAUCCAGUCAAAAUGUCCCCGGCAAAAUGUCAAUUUCACACAAUAACAACAAUCCAAUUGUAGUUAAUAAUAGAACUGCUAAAUAGAUUAUGAACAAUAGUAUAAUCUAAUUAGCAAUAACCAAUCAAAAAUCAGAUUAAAUUUUUUUAUCUGAUAGACCAAUCAGGAAAAGCCAAGAUUGCCUUGACUGUAAUUUCUUGUAUGUUGCCAAUUCAGUGCAAUGUUGCCUGUGGCAUUUAUCCUAACAGGGCCUUGAUCUAACUUUAGACGGUGUUUGAUGGACGGAUUUAUAGCUUGUCCAUUAAGUGUGGCAACAAAUAUCCUGACGUUAAACCAGAAAUCAGAUUUAUAACCCGAAUCAACAUGGUUGGUGUGGACAAGAACACGGGAGUGGUAAGUUCAUUUUUAUAAAUUCUUGUAGUUUUUAAGGCACUACUUACACAGGCACAGACAGUUAUAUCACUUAAAGAGUGCUGUUCAGGGUCUUAGCUAGAAGGCCGUGUUGGCCGUGUUAUCACGGCCAAAAAUGGAAAAACACGGCUAGAUAAAAUGAACGCGGCUUCACUAUUUAUAUAAGGCCGUGUCGGUUCAUAAAAUAAGGUGUUGCUACUUACAACAGACAGAAUUUCUUCCUAUUUACAUCGUAAGAAAGUUUGUAAAAUCUACAGUUGUUGUUGAAAUUGGAAAAAGUGAUCCGUGAUGUUUUAAUGUUUUGAUGGAUAAUGGGAACCAUAUGCAUGGUGUUAAGUACUCAUGUUUAAUAAACGAGCAUGCAGGAGUCGCUUUAGACCUAAUAAAACACGACCUGCGAGUUUAUUUGAACGGCUUCAAACACGACAACAAAUUCAAUAGAUAUACUGCCUUAUUAGUAUUCUUUAUAUAAAGAAUACUAAUGAGAACACGACUACAAUAGAUACUGCCUUAUUAUAGUAUUCUUUAUAUAAAGAAUACUAAUUAGGAGUGUUUUAUAAGGUUUAAAGCCACUGCACGUGACAUAUUAUGGUUGACAUGAUUUGCCAAUAAGCUUAUGAAUUAUUAAUGAUGUUUGAAAAUGGUUUUAAAUAUACCCAAGAGUUGCUGAAAUAACUUAAUAAUUUAAUGAUUUAAUGUCAGUGUGAAAUAUGAGCGUAUGCUCGCCUUGUAUUUGGUUCCAAAGCAUAGAACAACCACAGAUAUAACUAGAACCGUGAAUUUGGCUAUUCAAGGUAAUUGAAAUGUGCACACCCUGGUCAUUUAGAAACACGCCCAAGAUCUAAAAUCCUAGCUAAGACCCUGGUGCUGUUGUAGCCCUUUGAAUGUCGGUUGUUUGAAUAUAAUGAUGAAGAGCCGGUAAAAACAAUCUUUCGUUGCUAGGGAUGUAACUACCUCUAAAAAUAUAAGGAGAAUUCCGAGCAAAGGCCCUUGAGCGAAGGACUCCAGACGAAGGGCCUUUCGCUCAAAACUUCGAAAUUCUCCUUAUAUUUUCAGGUAGUUGCAUCCCUACCAAUGAAAGCUUGUUAGGGACCCGUCAUUAUUUAUGGUGGGGGGUGGCACCGAAGAGAAAAGGGUUGGGUAAACAAAAUUUGAGUUAGUCAAAGGUUGGGUAAAUGAAAAACAAAACAACUCAAGGGUUGGGUAGUCAUUUCCAAAGCAUGACUCACUGAAAUUUUGGAGACUGAAAUGCAAUGUCAACAGUGAUAUGUCAAUACAAUAUGUGAAUCAAUCAGAGUCAUUAUCUUGAUCAUUUCAGUCCGAUUUGUUGCAGACAACAUGAAACUUUAGAAAAUUUCAGAAGCAUGCGUCAUCAAACUCAUGUCACAAAAAUGGUAAAGGGCAUGUGUGACAAAUGAAUGGUUUUCACUUUGUAAAGGUUUUGGCCAGGGGUGGGUAUUUAUUUUUUAAUUGAUAUUUGAGGUUGGGUAAUCAAAUUUUUGACUUUUUAAUGGUUGGGUCAGCAAACUUUUUGCCACAAAAAACAUUUCUCUUCGGUGCCACCCCCCACCAUAAAUAAUGACCAGUCCCUUAAUACUUUUGGCAUCAAAUCUAUCUUAUCCUAGGUCUACAAUAUUCCCAUGCUGAAUAACUGGAAAAGAAAUUGUACAAUGAAAUCACUUUUAACAGAACUUCGAAGGUACUGUACUGAAAUAAAUCUAGAAUUAAAUGCCUGCCAUUAAGUAGAUUGCCAGGUUUUUGGUUUACAGCAUGUAAAGAGAGUGCUGCCACUCAAUGGGUUAGUGUAUUCUUGGGUUUCAUAUGACGUCACAAAAGUGACAGGGGGCCAACUCUAAAACAAAACACAGUAAUCAGAUUGAGUAGAUUGUUCAUUUUGUGUAUUAGCCUUGUGUUUGGUGGCAAAUAAGUGGAUUUUCAUAUCAUUUUCUCACUCCAGUACAGCAUAAAUACAUUUGAGGUUGACACCCCGUCAGAUUUACUGAAUGUUGUAGUGAAACCUAAGAAUUACGGAAUGUAUCAAUGUUUUUCAUUAAUUUUCUUUGAACAUUACAGAUUAAUGACACAAAAAGAAAACAUGAAAACAGCUCAGCCAGUGGAGGGAUCAACUUUUCCUGACGCAAAAUAAGUGAACAUUGAGAAGAUGUUGCAAAACAUUGACAGUCAGAGUCUGGAAAUGAACUGCAAUUUUGCAUGCUUUGAUUAUUUGAACAUUUGUAUCAGGAGUGCUAUGAAUGUAGAUAGCCAGGUUGUGUAACGAGGCAACAUUAUGAUUGUUUUUGAAACUUGUUAACUGUGUUAUAAUUAAGGGCAAGUAGUGUUUUUUAAGAAAUAAGCUUCAACAUGAACUAAAACUUAUAGUUAGUUUGUUAGUAAACAUUAGACACAAAUAGACUACCUCCUACCUCUUUAAAGCUUGGUUUAAAUUUGGUUGCAAUGGCUGUGAGCAAGUCAUGGAUCUUGUCUUUUGUAUGCUGUAUGAGAGUCUGUUUACUGACAGCAGAGUUACAUGAACACACCAGUACAUUGGUCAUGACAGUCCCAAACAAUUGGCAACCAUGCUUUACCAAGCUUUACAUAAUUCCUCUUUCACUCCUGGGUCAAACCAAAAGUGAUUUACUUUUAUCCAGUGAGUCAGUGAUGGCAGUUCUUUCCAACAGUUUCUUGUGUCUAUUGUAGUAUUAGUUGAAUAUUAAAGAUCUCACACCCAAAAAAUAAUUGAUUAAACUUUCAGUAUUUUCACAUUUGAAUUUAGUCUUAAAGUAUCUCAUGAUUUUUGAAGUAUAUUAAAAUUAACAAUGGGAAGACCCACCAGAAAAAGCCAAACUAUAGGAAAAGCCAAACUGGUAAUGCCCACUAGCGCAGGCUAUAACGCCGCAGGACGUUCUUGAAUUUCGCUCGUAUUGAAACUCAAACCACAGACUUUGUGCCACGUAUGUAAUUUUGGGUGUUUUAUAAUUAUUCUAAAGGUCCAAAAUGGACCACUUUUUAUAUACCCACCCAAAUUCUCAUAAAGGAGUAAAAAUGUUUUGUGCAAUCAACUUCUUUACAACAACCAGUUCGUUGUAAGGCAGCCAAAUGGAGUCUCCUCAAAGAGGAUUUUGAGGGGAAUUACCACACAACUAAAUAUGAGAACUGUCAUCCCUCUUAAAUGUGACGUCAGACGACCAUGCGCAGCACUGGCUGACACCAAUCUAUCACACUACAUCAUACAACCUCGACAUCAUUAGACGAAGUACUGGGUUCUAUCUUAUCAUUUAAAAUCUCUUCUUCCGGGGGGUUCUCAAUUUUGUCGUCAGAUUCCGGGGCUGCUACAUCUUCCGGGGGUGCUACAUCUUCUUGAUCGUUCGAAGGUGAAUCUGUUUCCACUUGAAACGAUGGCUCCUCCAAACUAACUUUCGGCUCGGAAACAAGAGC